AGGCGCGCGGUGCCGUUAGGUCUGGGCAGGCGAUGGCGGCACGGGCGCUGAGGCUGCUGACCACACUGCUGCUGGCUGUCGCCGCCGCUGCCUCCCAGGCCGAGGUCGAGUCCGAGGCGGCAUGGGACAUGGCAGCGCCCGACCUGCUCUUCUCCGAAGGGACCGCGGCCUACGCGCGCGGGGACUGGGCCGGGGUGGUCCUGAGCAUGGAGCGGGCGCUGCGCUCGCGGGCCGCCCUGCGCGCCCUCCGCCUGCGCUGCCGCACGCAGUGUGCCGCCGACCUCCCGUGGGAGCUGGACCUAGACUCGGCCCCGAGCCUGGCGGCGCAGACCCCGGCCGCCGCAGCCCUGCACGACCUGCGCUUCUUCGGGGGCUUGCUGCGCCGCGCCGCCUGCCUGCGCCGCUGCCUGGGGCCGCCGGCCGCCCACUCGCUGAGCGAGGAGCUGGAGCUGGAGUUCCGUAAGCGGAGCCCCUAUAACUACCUGCAAGUCGCUUACUUCAAGAUAAACAAGCUGGAAAAAGCCGUGGCAGCAGCACAUACCUUCUUUGUGGGCAACCCCGAGCACCUGGAGAUGCGGCAGAACCUGGACUAUUACCAGACCAUGUCUGGAGUGAAGGAAGAGGACUUCAGGGACCUUGAGGCCCAACCCCACAUGCAUGAGUUCCGGCUGGGUGUGCGCCUCUACUCAGAGGAGCAGCCGCAGGAAGCCGUGCCCCACCUGGAGGCAGCACUGCAGGAGUACUUCGUGGCCCACGAGGAGUGCCGGGCUCUCUGCGAGGGCCCCUAUGACUACGACGGCUACAACUACCUGGACUACAACGCUGACCUCUUCCAGGCCAUCACAGAUCAUUACAUCCAGGUCCUCAGCUGCAAGCAGAACUGUGUCACCGAGCUUGCUUCCCACCCAAGCAGAGAAAAGCCCUUUGAAGACUUCCUUCCAUCACAUUAUAAUUAUCUGCAGUUUGCCUAUUAUAACAUUGGGAACUACACUCAGGCUAUAGAAUGUGCCAAGACCUACCUCCUCUUCUUCCCCAGCGAUGAGGUGAUGACCCAGAAUCUGGCCUACUACACAGCCAUGCUUGGAGAGGAACGAGCCAGAUCCAUCAACCCCCGGGAGAGUGCCCGGGAGUACCGACAGCGCAGCCUGCUGGAAAAGGAGCUGCUCUUCUUUGCCUAUGAUGUGUUUGGAAUUCCCUUCGUGGAUCCGGAUUCGUGGACUCCAGAAGAGGUGAUUCCCAAGAGGUUGCAAGAGAAACAGAAGUCCGAACGGGAGACAGCUGUGCGCAUCUCCCAGGAGAUUGGAAACCUCAUGAAGGAGAUUGAGACCCUGGUAGAAGAGAAGACCAAGGAGUCGCUGGAUGUGAGCAGGCUGACUCGGGAAGGUGGACCCCUGCUCUACGAAGGCGUUAGUCUCACCAUGAAUUCCAAGGUCUUGAAUGGGUCCCAGCGGGUGGUGAUGGAUGGCCUCAUCUCUGAUGACGAGUGUCGGGAGCUACAGAGACUGACCAAUGCAGCAGCAACCUCGGGAGAUGGCUACCGGGGGCAGACUUCCCCGCACACUCCCAACGAGAAGUUCUAUGGCGUCACUGUCUUCAAAGCCCUCAAGCUGGGGCAGGAAGGGAAGGUCCCUCUGCAGAGCGCACACCUGUACUACAACGUGACGGAGAAGGUACGGCGCGUCAUGGAGUCCUACUUCCGCCUGGACACCCCCCUCUACUUCUCCUACUCACACCUGGUGUGCCGCACUGCCAUCGAAGAGACACAGGCCGAAAGGAAGGACAGUAGCCAUCCAGUGCACGUGGACAACUGCAUCCUGAAUGCCGAGACCCUCGUGUGUGUCAAGGAGCCCCCUGCCUACACCUUCCGGGACUACAGCGCCAUCCUUUACCUGAACGGGGACUUUGAUGGAGGGAACUUUUAUUUCACUGAACUGGAUGCCAAGACGGUGACGGCGGAGGUGCAGCCCAAGUGCGGCAGAGCUGUGGGAUUCUCUUCAGGCACAGAGAAUCCACACGGAGUGAAGGCCGUCACCAGGGGGCAACGCUGUGCCAUCGCCCUGUGGUUCACCCUGGACCCCCGACACAGUGAGCGGGACAGGGUGCAGGCCGACGACCUGGUGAAGAUGCUCUUCAGCCCAGAAGAUAUGGACCUGCCCCAGGAGCAGCCUGUGGGCGCCCAGCAGGGUCCCACACAACCUCAACAAGACUUUCUGCACGGUGCUGUUGCUCUUGGAGUGGACACAGCAGGACACUGCUUCCCGCUGGGCUGGCUGGUGGCUCAGGAUGCAGACUCGACACAACCCAGGCAGCCUGCACAGGGAGCUACCGGACAGCAGGAUAGUAUUUAAGUGUCUGUAUAGACAGCCAAAGAAUAAAGGAUUCGUGGGUUUUUUUGGACUUGGUGGUUUGUUCAGUGAUAGGAAAUCAGCCCCAUCUGUCCGGGAGGCCUCGGCUGAUGGGAGUUCAUUCGGGCAGGAUGCAGUGGCAGGGUCCGUACACA
Ochotona curzoniae (black-lipped pika) is the source of this 2500-nucleotide messenger RNA. RefSeq names its product prolyl 3-hydroxylase 1 (gene P3H1). Gene Ontology annotation, cellular component: endoplasmic reticulum. Lineage: Eukaryota; Metazoa; Chordata; Mammalia; Lagomorpha; Ochotonidae. Gene Ontology annotation, molecular function: protein binding; iron ion binding; L-ascorbic acid binding. The record is from RefSeq and is a predicted model, not a curated record. The transcript is spliced from 16 exons. Gene Ontology annotation, biological process: collagen metabolic process. The coding region runs from base 33 to 2348 and encodes 771 amino acids.